AUGGUUACAGAAUAUGAGUUUCUCCUCAUUGAGAAAGCGUUCACAAUCCCUUGCCAAUAUCUUGAUCAACUUGUGGAUGAUAGUAAAAAACCUUUCUAUCGGUGUGCCUGCCUCCCUUCCGCUGGGCUCCUCUGCUGCCAUAGUCGGAGAUGCCCUCAUCUAGGGUGUCGGUGCGGCUCAUGUUCAGACACCUUCCCUUAUUUAUUCGGCGCGUUGUUGUUACUCUUCAGAGCGUCUUUGGCGGAAUGGGGUGGAGUUUCGAUCUGGCUGCUACCGUCGUUGGGAGGGUCGAAGUCCUUCGCCUUUUUCUCCCCUGGAUCUACUCGCUUUCCUGGUGUUGUGGCAGUAGGUCAGAUGGAGAGGUGGUCAAUUGCUGUCGGUGAUGGGCUGGCUUCGUCCAGUUUGGUGUUGGGGGUUGCUUUGGGGUGGUGCUCCUGGGAGGGUGUUCCGAGUGGUGUUUUGGCUGGUGGCCUGCCGGCCGUCCGUGGUUGCCGGCGGGACAAAUACAGAAUUACGACCCAUUUGGACAAGAAAAUAUAA
This is a messenger RNA of Striga asiatica, 540 nucleotides long. Lineage: Eukaryota; Viridiplantae; Streptophyta; Magnoliopsida; Lamiales; Orobanchaceae. The record is from the annotation of a GenBank genome assembly.